AUGGAAGACACCGAGAGUUGCUGUAGCAGGCCCGUCGAUUUCUCCCCCACUCUCACCCGAAAGCAGAAGCUCAAAGUCAAUAUCUACAAUGAAGUUCUCCGUCGACUUAUGAGCUCAGAUGUCGCAGACGCCAAAGUUGCUGGUUUCGAAGAUGAACUCUGGGCUCAUUUUAAUCGCCUCCCCACUAGGUAUGCGUUGGAUGUGAAUGUGGAGAGGGCACAAGAUGUUCUCAUGCAUAAAAGGUUACUCCUUAUGGCACAUGACCCUGCCACUAGACCUGCAGUUGAAGUCCGUCUUGUGCAGGUUCAUUCUGCUUCUGGUUCAAACUUAUUGAGGAAAGCGGAUGCUCAAUGUUCUGCUUAUGCUAGCAAACAGAGCCAUCCACCACCAGCUUUUGGUUUGUCACCAGACCUUGAACUUGCUCUUGAAGCCGAGCAGUUACACGUUCACCAUGGGAAUAACACUGUGAGCACCAGUCAACUUUAUACACGGCCAAUGCAUGAAAUUACUAUUUCAACUAAUGACAAGCCCAAACUCCUCAGUGAGUUGACAUCCUUAUUAUCUGAUAUUGGACUGAACAUUCGAGAAGCACAUGCUUUUUCCACAACAGAUGGCUACUCUUUGGAUGUCUUUGUUGUUGAUGGUUGGGCAUGUGAGAAAACUGAGCGGCUUAGACAUGCACUGGCCAAAGAAAUACCAUGGAGUGAGAAGAAUCCUUGCUCGGAUUAUAAUGUUAUUUCCCCUAUUCCAGAGCAAGAGACUGGAAUGAUGUUUACUAAUGGUCAUGUAAGCUCACUCAAUAAGGAAAAAGAUAUAUGGGAAAUUGAUGCAACCCUGUUGAGAUAUGAAAAGAAAAUUGCAUCUGGAUUGUAUGGUGAUCUGUUUCAAGGUAGUUUCUGUGGUCAAGCUGUGGCUAUUAAAGUUCUUAGUAUGGAGCACCUGAAUGAAACUAUGAGGGAGUUUACUCAAGAAGUCUAUAUCAUGAGAAAAGUUCGGCACAAAAAUGUUGUUCAAUUAAUUGGAGCAUGCACUAAACCUCCUAUGCUUUGCAUCGUUACUGAGUUUCUGUCUGGUGGAAGUAUGUACGACUUUGUGCAUAAGCAAACGGGUGCUUUAUCACUUCAGUCCUUGCUCAGAGUCGCAAUUGAUGUUUCCAGGGGAAUGAACUACUUGCACCAAAAUAAUAUAAUCCAUAGGGACUUGAAAGCUGCUAAUCUUUUGAUGGAUGACAAUGGGGUUGUGAAGGUUGCUGAUUUCGGCAUCGCUAGAGUACAGGCACAAUCUGGCGUUAUGACUGCAGAAACUGGCACUUAUCGUUGGAUGGCUCCAGAGGUUAUAGAGCAUAAACCGUAUGAUCACAAAGCUGAUGUGUUUAGCUUUGGGGUUGUUCUCUGGGAACUGCUUACAGGAAAGCUUCCCUAUGAGAACUUAACUCCGUUACAAGCAGCAGUUGGCGUAGUCCAGAAGGGUCUGAGGCCUACAAUUCCAAGGCACACUAAUCCAAUGUUGAUGGAAUUGAUGGAGAGAUGCUGGCAGCAAGAGCCAUCAUUGAGACCUGAAUUCUCAGAAAUUGUGAAGAUGCUGCGGCACAUAGCCAGGAGGGUUGCAAAUGGAAGCGAGGAUAGACGAAAGGGAAAAUCGGCUAAAGUAGUUCCCACGUUCAAGCAAGACAGCGAAUGA
This is a messenger RNA of Prunus armeniaca (apricot), 1680 nucleotides long. Lineage: Eukaryota; Viridiplantae; Streptophyta; Magnoliopsida; Rosales; Rosaceae. The record is from the annotation of a GenBank genome assembly.